UUUUGAUUUUGAUUCAUAUUUCUGUGAUCCGUAUUUCAUUUUCUUUUAAGAUCUUUGUAAUUGACGGAUCCAGGAAGAUUGCGAAAUUGCUUUGACUCUUCAAUUUGUCUGCUGAGAAAUCUUCAACUAUAGAUAUGAGUUUUCAAUUAUUAAUCGAAAUUGAUGACGAUAAGCCUUACUUUCUAGAUCUAGAAGGAUUUGAUCCCACUCUAGAUCUGGUUCUGUUUCGAAAUGAAAAUGAUAAUUUUUGGAGUCGGGGUUCUGUAUGAUCUUAUCUUUUGACCUCAUGAUGAUGUGUUUCUGUUCUACUGAUAUCAAAUUUUUGUGUAAUGAUUUACGAUCUAUUUUAAUUGAACUAGACUUUGCUUUUCGCAGUUUGAGUUUUGGUAAUAUAAUGUUAAAAGCUCAUUGUAUCAUGAGGAUGUUUGAUUUUCUGGGCCUUUGGAAACCGUAGUCUAUGAUUGUUGAUGCUUGAGGUGCAUGAUCCAUUUGUUUAAGAACGAAUGUUGGGGAAUGCGAUUAAGAGUUGCCCAAAUUUUGCCUUUGAAAUCAUUAUUGACUUAGAACUUGAUUGUGCUGACUUAUUGUUUCAUCAGUUGACUUUAACUGGAAAUGAAAAAAACGUAGAGAAGACUUGGAUCUCAUUUGCUGUGUUUUUCCAUUGCAGUUGACUUGUGUCGUUGCCAAAGAUGGCCCUGGUUUCUGGAAGAUCAACUUUGAAUCCAAAUGCUCCUCUCUUUAUCCCCGCUGCUCUCCGCCAAGUGGAGGAUUUCUCCCCUGAAUGGUGGCAACUGGUCACCACCUCCACAUGGUACCAUGACUAUUGGCUUAGUCAGAACCAGGAUGAGGAUGGCUUCUAUGAUAAUGCUCAUGAUAACUAUGACAAUGUGGCUGAUUUACUGCCUGAGACCUUUGAUCUCGAUGCUGGGGAGGACUUCUCUAAUUUUGAAGCUGCUCAGUUUGAAGAGUUCCUCCAGUCGACUCAAACUGAAAAUAAAAAUGGGUUAGAUACAAGUGCCACGGUUCUGAAGAAUUUGAAAGCAUCAGAAGGAAGACGUCCCAAGCUGCUGGUGGAGCCAAGGAAGUAUGCAGAGAAGCCAGCCAAGUUUGUGAGUCCAAAAUGCAGUCCCCGCUUCAUCCAACAGCCUCGUUGAAUUAGCUUACUCCUGUUUAGUUUAGCCAGCGGCAAUAGUUUCUUUCACUCCCUGUAAUUCCUGUCUAGAGCAAGGUUGAAACUCUUUGCUUCCACCCUUGUUCAUUCCGCGCUUAUCCUGUUCAGUUAACUAAAAAUACCCUUCGAGUAAGAAACUUGUAAACAAAAAAAAAAAAGUUGUAAAAUUUUAA
Messenger RNA from Fragaria vesca subsp. vesca, 1344 nucleotides. Its product is annotated as protein EARLY RESPONSIVE TO DEHYDRATION 15-like. The record is from RefSeq and is a predicted model, not a curated record. The coding region runs from base 690 to 1154 and encodes 154 amino acids. NCBI's taxonomy places the organism in Eukaryota, Viridiplantae, Streptophyta, Magnoliopsida, Rosales, Rosaceae. The transcript has 2 exons.